This is a messenger RNA of Taeniopygia guttata (zebra finch), 17349 nucleotides long. The record is from RefSeq and is a predicted model, not a curated record. Lineage: Eukaryota; Metazoa; Chordata; Aves; Passeriformes; Estrildidae.
CCGGGACAGGCUGUCCCCGCGGCGCCUGACAGGGCUGUCUGCAAGGGGCCGGCGGGCCGUGCGCCGCGGCGGGCGCCGCUGCCUCCGCCGCUUGUCUGCAGCCGGCGCGGGUGGCGCGGCGGGGCCGGGGCUGUCCGUCGCAGCGGCCCCUCGGCGCUCCGGGGCCCCGCCCGCGCAGGCGGCUGUGCGGACAGCUGCGGCCCUGCUGGCGGCGGGAUCCCGCCGUGCCCGCGGGUGCGCUGUGCAGCGGCGGCCGGCGGAUUUAUGUGCCGGCAGCGGGGCCCAGCCGGGCGGCAGCGGCGGCUGGCGGGGCCCGCGCGGGCACCAUGGUGAGCCGGGGCCACUCGCCCCCCUGGGCUCCGGGCUGGGCUGCUGCAUGUCCCUGGCGGUGGGGACAGCCCGGGGGUUUGGGCGCGGCGGGGCCGCGGAGGCAGUGGGGUGACACCAUCGAGCUCUGUAAUUGGCGCUCGUGAAUGGAGCACUGCGGUGGCUGCUGCCCUCCGCCGCCUUACACCGACACGGUUCCGCUGCCCGGUGGUCGUUUCCCUCUCUGUUGCUUUUCCCCUGGGAAAUGGAACGAGCCGCUGCACUUAGUGCGAUGUAACGGGGUUAUAGGAUGUCUCUUUAUAGGAUUCUUCUCUUUCUCUAUAACUACCUGACACGAGGUUGUAGUGGGGAGGGGGCUGGCCUCUUCUACCCUGCCUGCAGUGAGAUUCAGGGAAACGGCCUCAAGCUAAGACAUUGGAAAUACAAAUUAGGUACUAGAAAAAAAGAAAAUUUACUGUUUGGGUGGUCAGGCAUUAGAGUAAGUUGCUCAGCGAGGUGGUGGAGUCACAAUCCCUGUAAGUGUUUUAGAAACCGUUUAGACCUGGUGCUCGGUGGUGUGUUCUAGACGUUUAGGGAUUACAGUGGCAGUGAUAGGUUGACAUUUGGUCUUGAUGAUCCUAAGUUCUUUUCCAGCAUUGAUUCUAUAACUGCCUUGUCGUGUCUCCUUACUCUGUGAACGGAGUGUGUAUGUGAUCUUGGAUAUAUUCAGAAACUUUUGCCAGAUGCUUUGUUCUUCAUUGCCACAAGUUUGCUCUUGGUGCUCUGGGUCAUGUCACAAUUGCCAUGUGUGCUGUGGCAGCACGUGAGUGUUGCAGAAUAACAGAGCAGUUGGAGCUGGAGAGGAUAUAAUGAAAAAAGUCCCACCUCAAAUUACUUUUCACAGUAGGUAUUUCAGCACAGCUACAAUUUAUUGGACUAAAUGUAGUGCACAGUAAAUUACCUUGUAACACAGUGGGACAAAGUUUGGUGUAAUUCCUACUGACAAUGUAACAUUGUUGGAUAUGUGUUGCUUCAAUAGAGCAGGCUAAGUGUUUCAUGAAUAUUAAAUUUAGAAAGAUACAUCUCUACAGAGAUAUGCUGAAUUUUGUAUUUAGGUCUUAGCAUUUAAAACACUGGAAUUGAUUGGCUUAGCCUUGAAUGUACUUAUAUUUGAGAUACAAGGGACAGGGCCUGCAGGUAUAAAAACGUAUUUUCUAUGUGCCAUUAAUAUAUUGCAUUUCCAUGUGGCUAUAUGAAUGUAAGUGUCAAUAGGUCAUUUUAGCUAUGGCGCCAGUGUUCAUUGAUCUAAGUGUUAAGAAAUUCACUUUACAAGUAUAUUUUUGAUAAAACCUGCCUUUUAACUGUUCUCCUACUUAGGAGUUUAAUCAUGUUGUUUCACAAAAGUAGUUUUUGUAGUGUAAAUUCUUGUUUAUGAAAGGAAUUGAAUUUUUUUUUUUUUUUUACUUUUCUGCAGGGGUUAGAAUAUUUAUUCAAAAGGUCUUGAGAUGCUCCUCUCAUUUGUACGGGUCCGUGAGUGUUGUGGUCUAGUAUGGGAAGCUACAUUUGGAAAAUUGCAAGCAAAAAAAUUUUUCCUUUCCGUGUAGGUUCUUAUGUAAAUUAAUUGAGUGCUGGCUUGUGUUGCCUAAUGGGUUGAAAGAUCAGUCCAGUUUUCUUUACUGGAUGCUGGCAGUGUGGGCAAAUAAUCUUUGUGUGUGAUUCCGUGACAUUAGCAAAGGCAAAAGAUGGUAGUCUACUUCUAUGCUGUUUGGAAGCUGUAUUUUCCAGUUCCAAAGCAACAGGAGAAUGAAACAUUGAUCAGUUUCUUUUGUACCAAGAGGCUUAGGAAUCGGUUAUAAAGGUCAACACCUGCCAGGCUGGGACUGUCAGGACUCCUCUGUGCAAUUGCAGUGCCAGUUAGGCCAUGACUUUAAGCUCUGCACAAGUGUCUUAAUACUUUGUAAGACCAUGGUGUUUUAGACUGUUCAGCAGAGGCAUUAAAGUCUUCUCACUUCUUAUACUUGGAAUGAUUCCUGUAAUGGCAGAGCCUGUUAUUUAAAAAGCAAAUCUUCUAGAGAGUGGGAACUUAUGUAGUUCCUACUUGUCUUAUUUGUGGAAAUACUGAGCAAACUGAAUUUUGAAAAUCUUGGAAAAAUAAUAAUGCAGCAUAACCUUCUUUUCCCUGUGUAGUACAUAAUUUCUCUGAACUAGUUUUAUGUAUAAUUUAACAAUAUUCCAUAUAUAUUGGUAUUCUCUGCAACAGGUAUUCUAUAUUGCCUUUUUAGGAAAAAUGAUAAAUUUGCAUUUUUAUAAAUGCCCUUGUUCCGUCCAUGAGAUUUCUGUAGCACUAACGUGAUUUGCCUAAUGACCAUUAGUUCUGUAAUCUUUGUACUUAGAGAACCUCAGUGGUACAUGAAGCAGGACUGUCAGGUAAAAUGCUAUUCACUGACUAAAGCUGUUUGAUUUCAAACAAAUCACCUUGUUUCAAAGGGAGUCAUGCACAUCUGAGUCCUUCCACACAGCAGUUUAUGGCUCUCCUUUGACUGUGGAAAGACACUGGUCAAGAGAGAAGUGACCUCUGGGUAUGAAAGGCUCUGUGAGGUUGAGCAGUUAGGUGAUGUUAUUUAACACCUUGUAUAUUCUUCAUGCCACUUUAAGCAUCUUCUUUUGUAAACAAUGGUAAGUGUGUGAAAAUUCUAAUUCAGGGAAGCCUUGGUCAUGAGAAUAGAAAAAAAGGUAAAAAUCUGAGUUUUUUAAAGAGUUCUUUUCUCAUAGAUUUUUUUUUCCCAAAUAAGCUGUAUGAAUGUCUGAUUUCUACAAACCAUAGGAUUUGAACUGUCUCAGAUUGCUGAUUAUAUUAUCAUAACGACUAUAGGUAUUCUGUGAAAGUAAUUCUUUUCACAGUAAGCAUUAGCUUUAAGAUGUUGAACAGCAAGCUCACUUUUCUUUGGCCAUCCUAUAUAAUAUUUUCUACUGUUUGGGAAACAACUUUGAAUUGCAUUUAUGUUUCAGGAGAACACUAUUUUGCUUUUGGGAGCUGGAGCUUUAGCAUGGACAUAACAUAAGCAGAAAAAUUUGCACAUGAAGAAAAAUUUAUAUGGGGAAAAGUCUUAUUUACAGUAAAAGCAAUAACAUGCCAGCUAUUAAAUGGCAUUUCAAAGUGGAUUUAUCUUCCAGACUUCACAUAUACCAUUGCACUUUUAAAAUUGCAGGAGAUAGAAGUAUUUGUUAUAUUCUGUUACAAAUCUUGGUGGCCACUACUGUUCCAAUACAUUCUCAGUUUCUUGCUUGAAAAAUCAUCAGCCAUGUUAGUGUGUUUGUGUGCUACCAUUGAAAGAUAUUGUUAUUACCUGUAUUAACAUCUGUAGAAUACUCAAGUAUAGUUGUGUUAAAAUCUUAUUUUUACAAGUCUUGCCACUUCAGAAAGUAAGCAGUGGGCAUUACAUUUCUGAAGGUGAAGUUGUGAAUGGGAUUCUACCAGCUGUUUUUCAGUCAUGCAGUUGUGUCCCUACUGCAGUCCUGGUGCAUACAGCAGUUGGCUUCAGCUCAAGGCCCUUAUUCUGUAAUGGAGAGAUUGUUGCUAUAGGAGAACAAAGUUUCAAAGUCCUGUGUAAAAGCUGGGUAUUUGAAUUAUUUGUAAUGGGUAGAUAGGUGGUAAAGGGAAGAAAAGAUGGAAACCUGUGCCCUUUUACUACAGGUAAGGAGGAAUAACCUUGGGCAAGGUCAAAAUAAGGAGACUGGAAUGGUGUCUUUGCAUACUGCAAUCAGCCUUGUCUAUCUUUAUAUUUCAUGUUCUAUAAGUCAUUUUAUGAUGAAAAGAAAAAUGUUCUUUAGAUAGAAGUACUUUUAAAAACUUGUUGGUUUUUUUUUUUGCUACCGUGAGAUAGCCGUUGGUGUUUUGUAAUUACACUUACUGUGUAGAUAAGAGUAUUGUAACUUUAUCUUAAUUGCUUAUUCUUAGUUUUUUGUCCUUCUACUAAUCAGCAACUCUGUCUCCAGGUAUGUACUAUAAAAGACUGUGAAAACCAAAGUCCAGGUUAUACUUUGUUCAACCUUACAAUUUUGCAUUUUUGGCCUGCCAUUUCUUUCUUACCAAUUUUAAGAAAUCUGUCAAUCUUCACUCUAGUGUAAUUGCUGAAACUAUUCUUGUAGACCACUUAAUGUGUUUUCUGUGAUGUUUUAUUUAAAGCUUUUAUGUUAAGUAUGUUAAGUUAUUCAAACAAAGGUAGGAAUGCCAUGGUUGCUGGAGGAUCAGGAAGUGAACGCAGUCCUCAAGACUUCUGAGACACCUCUCAUGAGAGAUCUUCCUCUGUGGCAGAAACACAGUCAGACUGCAGUUUAUUAGACUGUGUUGUUGCUGCAUGGCUGUACCAUUUCAGUCCUGUUUUUGACCAGGAGGUUGCUUGCUUGGCAGCCUGUGUUUUGCAGAAAAACUGACUUACAUAGUCAGCUUUGGUCCCCAUGCUUCCCAGUAUUAGAGAGAUUGACAGAAAUGUCUUUGGUCAGCAGAAUACAGACCUCUCUCUCUGGUGUCUUGAACUUGGUUUCAAGUUCGAGCUGCAAAGCCUGUAGCGUGACAGGGACAUGGAUGUAUGUGGAAUCAGUGUUAAAGACCUUAUGAAAUAGUUUAAAUUCCACAAAGUAUUCUGUAACUACAGACACUUUAUUUAAUCUGUGCAGCAGUUAUGAAAUAGUUUAAAUUCCACAAAGUAUUCUGUAACUACAGACACUUUAUUUAAUCUGUGCAGCAGUUCCUCAUCUCUUAACAGUGAUUAGUGCUUCUCUUAGUUUUGAGUCAACCCAAUCACUGAUUGUGUUCUUUUUAUUUCAAAACAGAUUGGUAGUGGGUUCCAGGGUUUGCUUACCAGAGGUCCUCAAAACACCCUGUGGUGUCGGCUUUGCCAUUGAGCAUCUUCUUCCUCAAACACAUAUCAUUCUAUUUCUCAUACUGUAGAUUUUUAAAGUUGUAGAUUUCUGACUAAGAUCUGACUCCUGUGUCCUCUAAUUUAGAGUGAACAAGUAGAAGAUGUAAAAUACUGGUGGAAACCAGCACUCAGUUGUCAUUUAUAAUUCUGAAAUUAGUUGUUUUGAAUUUAAACUGAUACUAGUGUAAAGACUCAGAGGUGUGGGGAAGACUGGAUCUAGACGGAGCCUGAAUUGAACCCUAUAUUUAGUGAUGGAAGGAAAAUGUGUUCUAGUGUUGUAGAAUGGGGUACUUUGGGGUGUUGUAGAUUUUUCUGGAGUGUGUCAGUAAACCUACAAGUAGAAUCCAGGCAAAUACAUCUAAACACAUCCAGGCAAAAAGGUAGAGUUGGCAAAAAGUUGUGCUGUGCAUGUAGCAUGUUAUUUUGACUCACUGUAUCAUCUAGUGUGUUUUUAUGGCUAGCGUUCUUGGUAGAUUGCAGUAAGAUUAAUGCAGUGGAUUUUUAGAAAAUUUCUUGUGGCAGCUUUUCUCUAUUAGUAUAUUGCUUGUGAUUGAUUACUAACCUUCAGGAAUCAAGAAAAAUACCCACAUAUGGCAUGUAUGUGUGUAUAUAUAGAUGUAUAUACAUUUUAAAUUGCUUAAAGUUAGAAAAAUACCAGAAGGAUAUUAGUAUAUUUCCUCCACAAAGUCAAAAUUAAGUUUAGAGAUAUCAUUGGGGUUUUAUGUUUGGUUGGUGUUUUUUUUUUUUUUAAGAAGUGGCUUAAAACUUGCUAGAUUAUUUUUAUUUGUACAAAGAAUAGUUUGUAGAUAUUUCUGUUUUUAUCAAAUACAUCAGUAACUUUAUGGGAAUGAGCACUAUAAAUUUCUGCUAGAGAGGGGUAUACAGGGUGCAGAAAGACAUUCAGUGGCUAGGAUAAAUUGUUCCUAAUAGGUUCUGUUCCAACGUGCAGCCUUUGUUUGAGUAAGGAAAUUAGUUUCUGGUAGUAAACUUUUAAAUAAUCUCUUGAAUUGUGAGUAUUAUUCAGUAUUUUAACUCAGCUAGUGGACCUGCUGCCCUAUAUAAAGAUAACUGCCUCGUUUUGCAUCUUUUUCCCUUCUCUUGCCUUGAGUUAAGGAAGUUUCUUUCCCUUACAGAUAGGAAGCUCUAGGAGUAAAUGAAGAGACAUACUGGCAUCUGAUUCAGCUGUGCUUCUAAUAAAUAUAUUAUUCUAGAGAAAUAUUAAUUAAAUAAGUUCACCCUAAGAGAAUGAAUUCUGAGAAUAAUGACUCAGUAGAGAGGCUAGAUGAAGGGACAGUAAUUUCUCUCCUAUAUUGGGUGGAAGUGGUUAUAGGGCUUAGUGUGAGGUGGUCAGAAGAAACAUUUGAUUUUAAAAUGGUUUAUUUUGUACUCAAAGAAUAUAUACUUCCUUUGUAAGUAUAGCAUAUAUAUUAUGCAUGCAGCUGCUAAUACUUUCGUUAGGACUGCACUUCCCUUAGCUAGGGAGCUGGUGGGAGCUGGUUUGAGUAACCUGUGUGCAGAACUAUGCACAAUUCUGAUGUCAGUGAACUAGAACAUAAACAAAAUUCAGAUUUUAUUUUUUGAGGUACCUCAAGGAGUUGAUGGCACCAAAGCAUAGAAGCAGUAGAAAUUCCAAGGAAGGAGAAGGUGAAGGGACUCCUGAGCACUAAAGAAACUUGAUGGUAUCUGACGGCCUCCAAAUGUGUUCCUUCAAAGUAUAAAAAAGUAGCACCUCCCUUUAUUGAUGCAUGGCACUUUUUUAUGAGACAUAUGGUGACAUAUUGAAAGUGUUUAUAAAUGCUUAAAGGAUAAUUUGUGCUGUCUCUCUCUCCCUCCGUCUUGUGGAAUUACAGAUAAUAAUGUAUAUCGAAAAACAUUUCAUCUGCCUAUAUUUUUUAAUGACAGCAGUAUCUGCACAAUUUGUGUUUUACUAAUGGAGAAAGCACUGAAGGAAGAAAAGAAUGCAUGCACUUUCCUUAGUGCAUUAUUUAGAAUGAAAGAUUAUACUGCUGGUAGGGAAGGGGAAGAUUGAUGUAGAGUUGUAGGUUAACAGCUCAUGGCAUAGCAGGUAUUGAUUAGCUGGGAUUUGGCUUAUGUGACCAUGGGACUCUCUUUUGAGGUGCAAGGACUGCUAAGAUGGAACACUAUCCACCCGACCAAGAGGGGCAAGAGCAUCUUUGCCAGUAGUCUGGCCAAACUUUUAUUUAGACUAGGACUUAGAGAGUAAAGAGGUGAUGACCCUCAAAUCAAGAGGAAAAGGUGGUGGACUGAGCUGGUAAAGUAAGGAUGAGGAUCAUGUGGAGAGGAGUCCUUGAAAAUGACUAAUCAUAGAAGAUAGAGACCCACACGUGUAGGUAAACAAAGAGGAAAUAUCUGUACAUAUAUAAUGAGGCCAGCAUUAUGAGGGAGAGGAUCUUAGAUCUCUUCAGGGAGGUUAGCUGUGGUGACCUGAGAAUGCCUUUUCCCUUUGAUGAAGUUUUGUAAGUGAUUGUAGCAAGUUUCAGAGAAUUUGUUUUUAACUGUUUCAGUAUUCUGCCCCCUCACUCCCCCAUUCCUUCCCACUGUAUCAUGCCUGUUAUGCAGACUGUUACAAUUUUUUUUUUAAAGAUACUUCAGCACUUUUCUAAAACACAUACUGACUUGUUAUUAACUUCUCUACAGGGUGUGAUAGGUGUACAGUUGGUGGUUACCAUGGUAAUGGCUAGUGUCAUACAGAAGAUCAUACCUCACUAUUCUCUUGCUCGUUGGCUUCUCUGUAGUGGCAGAUUGAUAAAUACUUCAAGCAGGAUUUCAGCGCUUGGGCUUAGCUUACGGUGGUAUCAACAUCCCACUGAAGAAGAACUGCGGAUUCUUGCAGGGAAGCAAAGAGGGAAAAGUAAAAAAGAUAGAAAAUAUAAUGGUCAUAUUGAAAACAAACCCUUAACCAUUCCAAAAGAUAUUGAUCUUCAUCUGGAAACAAAAUCUGUAACAGAAAGGGACACUAUUGCAUUGCAUUACUUUCCAGAAUAUCAGUGGUUGGUGGAUUUCACUGUUGCAGCUACAGUUGUGUAUGUGGUGACAGAAGCCUAUUACUGCAUUAUGAAGCCCUCACAAGAAAUGAAUAUCAGCAUAGUAUGGUGUCUGCUUGUCUUGGCUUUUGCAGUUAAAGUACUGUUUUCAUUGACUACCCACUAUUUCAAAGUUGAGGAUGGAGGUGAAAGAUCAGUCUGUGUCACCUUUGGUUUUUUCUUCUUUGUGAAAGCAAUGGCAAUUCUCAUUGUGACAGAAAACUAUCUAGAGUUUGGAUUGGAAUCAGGAUUCUCGAAUUUCUCAGAAAGUGCUAUGCAGUUUCUUGAAAAACAAGGUUUGGAAUCCCAGGGUCCUGUGUCUAAACUAACCUUCAAAUUGUUCCUGGCUGUUCUGUGUUCACUUAUUGGUGCUUUUUUGACAUUCCCUGGCUUGCGACUGGCUCAAAUGCAUCUGGAUGCUCUGAAUUUAGCAACAGAAAAAAUAACACAAACAUUGCUACAUAUAAACUUCUUGGCACCUUUAUUUAUGGUUCUACUCUGGGUAAAACCAAUCACUAAGGACUACAUUAUGAGCCCACCUUUGGGCAAAGAGAGCAUUCCUUUAAUGUCAGAAGAUACAUUUGAUACCAUCAGAUUGUGGAUUAUAAUCCUGUUGUGUGUUUUACGGUUGGCUAUGAUGCGUCAUCAUUUACAGGCCUAUCUGAAUUUAGCCCAGAAAAGUGUGGAUCAGAUGAAAAAGGAAGCUGGUAGAAUAAGUAUGGUUGAUUUACAAAAAAUGGUGGCUCGGGUAUUCUAUUAUCUCUGUGUAAUUGCACUGCAGUAUGUUGCACCAUUGGUGAUGCUUCUUCAUACAACUCUGCUCUUGAAAACACUAGGUAAUUAUUCUUGGGGCAUCUACCCAGGAUUGAAUUCUGACACUCCAGUAGAAAACAGUCUGCUUCCCAAUUCUGUUUAUUCUGAGUCUCCACCUCCUGAUGGAAAGAUGAAAGUAACUGUAGUACAAUUAACAAUGGCUCUGGGAAGCCUAAAGAAUAUUUUCACUCCUCUCCUGUUCCGGGGACUCCUGUCUUUCCUCACUUGGUGGAUUGCUGCUUGCCUUUUUUCUACAAGCCUUUUUGGGCUCUUCUAUCACCAGUACCUGACUGUGGCAUGAACAAGUCAACUGACAGAACAAGUGUGAGGUCAGAGUCUAGAUACAAACCCAUGUACCCAAGAGGAGAUGAAGAGAAAAGAAAACUAUAUAUGUGAAGAGAAAACAUAUCAUAAUUAUUUUUAAACACUUCCUUGGUGUUCUCAGGGUGAAUAAUCUUAAAAUGUUUAAAAUUGCAGCUGGGUUUGUUAUUUCUGUUACCCAAAUGGUAGGUAACUAAUUCAGUUAUAGUAUUGGGACUGACUGACAUUAUUGUGUUGUAGAUGGUGGUAAGCAUGCUGAAAAGCUGUGACCUCUGAGUAUCUUGGUUUCCAUAAACAGCAAGCCAAAUUCAAAAAUUUGUUUUUUAAGCACCAACAGUCACUGACUGAACUGCAUUCAAAAAGUACUGGACAUAGUGAUGGUAGCUGCCUAUCAAUUAAGUCUUGAAACUGAGCCAUACAAGUGAAAGGAGAAAGGGGAUUUAAAAAAAAAUUCUGUUGGAUAGCUAUUGAUCACUUUUCUCCUUGGAAAAUUAAAAAAUCCAACAGGACAAAAGAGAUACUGUAUAUUACAGUAAAGAAAGUUGUAUAAAAUAUAAAUUUAACAAGAGUAGAUGUGUGUACCUGACAGAUAUUGCUGCCUACAUAUUUUGCAGAAGUGCUUGUGCAGUAAGAAGAGAGUUAGAACAAAUAUAUUAUUUCAGUCCCUGCAGUCAUUUUGAAGUAAUGGCCAUCUGUAUUGGUGCUACUAUUGAUCCACACAUUGUGUCUGGAUCUUUUAAAUUUCUUCUUUUGAGGUAGUAGAUAAAUUCCAUUGAAUUUACAAAAGAAUAGAAAAUAAUUAGUGGCACCAGUCAAACAUUUCAAAACAAAACAGUUUAAUCCUGCUGACUGAUAGUGUAUGUAUAUGUGUAAUGUACAUAUAUAUUAUAUAUCAAAUAUAUAAUAUAUAUGAAGGUAUGAAAUAUGGAAUCUUUGUUUUAAAUUCCUGAAUGUAUUUUACAGUUCCGUGGGAGAGAGGUGUAUGUGUAUCUAGUAAUUUCCAGAUUUCCUUUUGAAAUGAAACUUUUAAUUUUUUCCUUUUUUCUUUCUUUCUUUUUUUUCUCCUUUUUUUUUUUUUUUUUUUUUUUUCCGUUGAAAGGGCUAUUUGGUUUUUGUUCUUCUUUAGAGGUACUUAGCUAUACUAAAGAACUUACACUGUCUUGGAAGAAAAGAUCUACUUAACCUAUUAAUCUUAAAGUUUCUGCUCUGUCAAAUCAUCGUCUUUUGCCACUUUAAUUUGUGCUAACAUGACCAUAUAAUGGUAAUUAAUAUAUCUUGGCUUCAGAAAUAGAUUUUAUGUGUAAUAAAACUGCUGUGUAACAAGAAAAAGAGCAAAGUAUUAACUUACAGGUUUUGCUUAACUGGAUAGAUAGAUUCCAGUCAUAAAAUUAUUUACAGUUUUUCAGCUGUUUUGUGUAUUUGCAAAACAGGAAUGGGGAUUUAUAUGCAGCAGCUUUUUUAAACAGUUAAUAUUACACUUCACAGAGGUCUGUGGGUUUUUUAGAUAAUACUAGCUCUUUUUAUGUUACUGUUCUUUUUCUCUUGAAUUUGUGUACAGCUUUGGCAUAUGAUAAGCAUUUAUAAAUGGAAAAGCUUAACUAAAUUUUUAAUAUGUAGCAAACCUAUCAUAUGGGAGAACAAACUCAAUGAAUUCCGAAAAUCAAGAUUUUAAGUUGGUGAUAAACUAUCUUGCUGUGUUGAAAGCCUUUUAAGUUAUUUAUUCAUUUAUUAAGUUGCAUUUAUUGGGGAAAGAUUUGUGUACACCAGCCUAGUACCUACUGCAUGUGUUUGGGAUGUCUGAGCACACCUUGCAUGACGCUGCUGGUUUCACUGCAGUAUUUCAGUGUGACUGGGACUGCAAGCUUUCUUUUUACAUGACCACCUUUUUGUAACUAAUAGGGACAAAGGCUUAACUGUGAAUUGGCCUAAAGAAUAAUAUUUGAUCUCAUAGUUUCAAAUGUCAAGCAUUCCUGGGAAGUAUUUUUCAGGUGAAUAAUUGAAUGACAAAAUAUGACAAGUCCAACAAUACUGGACCCACUUUUGUAUUAGUUCAAGAUAUAUUAUUACUACAAAAUACAUCAUUACUAAUAGAAUUAGUAAGGCCAGCUUUUAGGUUAGAGUUAGGUGUUCAAUGCCAAUCUUUUGUUCAGAAAAAUAAAACAAUGCAAACCAGUUUGAUUCUGAUAGUGAAAUUGCCUGAUGAAGCUUACUAUACAGGAGAUGUAACCUUGUGUUGAAAUCUGAAGGAGUAAAUUUUGGAUACUUGAGAAUACUUGAAAAUGAUGUUAAGCAACAGUUUUUGUUGACAUAGUCAGUCUGAAAGCUUAUAAGCAAAAGUGAACUGUAGUUAUAUAAUAAUGCAUGCAGCAAAAGUAAUAAGGGUCAUGUAGCUGAGCUUCACAAAGCUUUUGCUAAGAGCUCAUGCUGACUUACUGUUCAGACAUCACAGUGAUCACAGUGAAAAAUAGGCACCUGGUAUUACAAACAUGAAGAUCAGUGCUUGUAGCCACUGUGCUAUUGCAUUGUUCUCCAGACGAUUGUUCAGCAGAAUUGAAUGACUGACCUCUGGUCAGCAGUGAGUGGGCGAUGGUCUUUCUUUGGAUCCAUUAAUCCUGACAUAAGUCCAGAAAGCUUAUGAAAAACUAAAAUAUGCUAAUAAAAGCCUUUGAAACAUGUGGUGACAGUGAAACCAGAGGGAGUAUAUUGCUAAGGUUGUGAGCAGUGCUUCUGACAAGUAUGUGAUAUAAUCAAAAAUGUGUUUUAAAAGUAAAGUAGCAACCCUGAUAGUCCUGACUUAUAUGUAUAUUGUGUAAGGUUCAAAGGAAUAUCUGCUCACCUCUGUAGUAAGUUCCUUUGAAACAGCAGCUGGCAAAUGGUUUUUUUGUUUGUGUCAUGGAGACCUUUAUCAGCACCUGGCGAUGGGGGGAAAGCAUCUUGCAGAAAUGGAAAAGGAAUAAAAUAUGACUGAAAGGUUGGUAGGUGUUACUCAGGUUUCUUAAACAUUUUUUCUUGCUUUUUGCUCACUACUUAAUAAAAAAAAUUGUAGAAUGGUUUGGGUUGGAAUGGAUCUAGAAUGGACCACUUUUCAUCAGACCAGGUUGCUCCAAGCCCCAUCAAACAUGGCCUUGAGCACCUCCAGAGAUGAGCAGCCACAGCUUCUCUGGGUAACCUUAUCUAGUGCCUCACCACCUUCACAGGCAAGAGUCUUCAUCCAACACCUAAUGUAAAUCUCCCCUCUUCUAGUUUAGAAGUGUUUCCCCUUGUCCUAUCACUUCCUGCCUGCGCAAAUAUUCUCUUUUUUAUAAGCCCCCUUUAAGAACUGGAAGGCCACAGUGAGAUCUCCCUUAGUUUCUGAGAGAUUUUAGAAGGAAAUGUUCCUUUGGCAAAGAAUCCAUGUCUGUUUCUUUCUUCUUAAAUUCAAUUCUCCCUUCCUCUCUUAGUGAUGCGAGUUCCAUUGCCGAUCUAUAGCACUGUCCCUGUCUUCCCUUCUCAGAACUAAGUAGGCUAAGUUAGUUCAAGAUUGUAUUUUGACUUCUGUUUAAUUUAUCUAUUUUUGAAGGAUUAGUUCCUUUAAAUAGUUCAAAUAACUUAAAAUUCCAUCUGAAACAUGAACAAACUUUGUAACAUUUGUUCAAAAUCUGCAUAUUUAUUAUGUGGGUCCCAUUAGACAAAGGGUUAAGACAGCGAGAAAUCCCAGUCUUCCAGCAAGUUCAGGGAGGUCCAAACAUAAUACUUGGGCUAUUUCUGAGCUAAGAGAAGUUGAUUAAGAGCAGGAGAAUAGAUUAUAGAAAGCCUAUUCUUACACUUUGUAGGUGACAUUCUCAGGCUGCACUUGUCCUCUUUUAAUUCCUUCUCAAGCUAUAGGUUAUGCCAGACUUUGACAUUUUGUUAGCUGCACAGUCUUUCCCUCUUCCAGAAUUCACUUGCAUAAAGAAUCCACAGAUUAAUUUUCUGUAAGUAUCUUCUGUACAAGAGAACAUCCUUGUACAAAAGAUACUUACAAAAAAUUGAUUUCUGUUACAGUUGUUCUUCUCCGCAUUUCGAUCACAAGUACUGCAAGUAUUUAAACAGAGAUAUGUUCUUCCCUGGAUUGUAAAAUCAAAUUUGUCUUAAGAACAAAAAUGCUACUAAGACAUCAACGCAAUAUUUAGGCAACAUAACCUCACCCUAUGUAGCGGUUAGCAAGUACAGAAAUGUCAGCUAACUUCCAGGGAAUAAUUCAAAGUGCUGGACUUUGUUGGAGUAACUACACCUAGGUGGUAAUAGGCAUUUUGGAUAUAUCAAAUAGAAAAUUGAACACAUCUGAUCUUAAAGCUGUGCAAGGUUCUCCAAGGUAAAAGGCCUUAUGUGUCUUUAUUCUCAAAUAGCUGUGCUUUUCACUGAGAUAAUUUUGAUCAGUUUUGAAAUACUAUGCUUCAUGGUUUUUCUCAUGGCACAUUUUGCACAUUAAUUUGUUCAACACAGCCCCUCCACACCCAGACUUAACCCCACAGUUAAUUUUUUCACUAUAAAGUUCCUAGAUGCUUUUAGUUAAAGAAUUGAAUGCCCAUGUAAAAUGGAGACAUUGAAUGAGGCCAAAGAAAACUGCUGUUCUCUUGGAGAAAUCUGUUAUGCCAGAGCAAAAUCUUAAUGAAGGACAGCAACCGCAGGUUACCUUACUUGUAUCUUAAAUAUUAAAUGUGAAUUAUGAGUAAGACUGUUAUUUUUAGCAUCUGCAGCCCAAAUCCCAAAUGGUAAAUAAAGAGCAAUAUUUUGACCUCGCUCUAAAGAGCAUCUAGGCAACAGAUGCUUAGAAGCCAGCUGUCUGAUGCAGGCUGAUGCAGAUUGGUGUCUCUGCUUCAGAGUGAUUUUUGGCAACUCCUUUAGGAACACCUGCCAUGCUUUGUGGCCUGUGCAGCACACACAGUGAAGUAGAUGGCAUGUCUCAUUUGCACUCCAGAGUACUAGACUGAAAGGUCUUCCUCCUCUAGGUGAGAUUAAGCCAAUAUGUCAUUUCCAGGCUGCUUUUACUGACAUCUGUAUAUGCUGCACUUAACUUUUUCCAGUCUCUCACUGUAGACUGCCAGGAGGGUAAUAUUGCACUGGAUGUUGUUUUGCAUGCCAGUGUAUAUGUAUUUUUAUACUUUUGAUUUCAGUGAUGUUUUUAAUGGAAAUUAUUUUUAAUCCUAAUACUAUGAAUCAUAUUUCCUUUUUUUUAAAUUAAUAUCAGUGCCUGCAACUAGAAGCCAGAAACUUCUACACUAUUUUUUUUAAAGCUUGGUGUUUAGGCUGAAGUAUUAACAGGUAUGCAGUUUUAUAGCAAAGUCCAAAAUCCACCUGUAAAUACCAGAUUUUUCCAUUUAAUUACACAUCAGUCAAGAGCCCUUAGAAUUUGUACUUGCAGCAUUUUUUUCUCAACAACAUACUAUCCAUAUAACUCUGCUAUCUAUAAAAUACACAUCUCAAAAGAACAUUGAAUAGCUUUUUACGAACUCCUUAGUAGGAAGUAAUUAUUCUUUCAUUGUGCCGCAAUAUAUUUUUUAAAACCUGGCUUAAAAUUCCUAUGCUUAAAGUCAGACUUAUUCUCUCUUCCUCUGCCUCCCGCAUGUGUUCUAAGCUUCCAGAAUACAUAUUCACAGUAUUUUUCAUAAAAACAUAGGACGAAGAAAAAGGCACCAAAAAUUGUAUUUCAUAACUACAGUUCAUACCCAUGUAAUGAUGUACCAACAGUUUUUAUUUUUCCUAUCUUUGGUCAUUCCUUUGCUCCAUUGUUAACAGUAUGUAAGGCUUUCUGGGAGGAAUAUACAUGGGAAAAAAUUCUGUAAUAGAAGUUACAGAAAGCUGUCUAAUGUUUCAGUCUUCCCAUUUAUGUGAGCAAAUAUUAAUACAGAGAUGCUAUUAAAUAAUUUCAGCCUAAAAUUUCUCAUAAGGUAGACAUGUUACAAAUUGCACAGGGAACAUUUUUCAGGUUGUAAAUAUUUAACUUUAAAUCUUCUACUUGUCUCAUUGUUGCUGGGAACACACAAAUUCAGUGUUGUUCCUCACUGAAUCGUCUUUUUUAUUUUUGUCUUUAAGUGAAAAAGCACAUAAUACUUUCUACUGUAGAAUAAAGACCUAAGACAAAAAGGUUCCCUUCCCUUCAUUUCAGAAUUUGCCAAAUGGAAAAGACUCUGGUGUUAUAUAUGUAAAUUUUAGCUUCCUCUUACUGCUACAAUACUGUUAAAAUAUGAUUUUUAUAGUUACAGCUUUACAAGUACUAAGACUGUCAUGCUUCACAGUGAGGAUGGUGUCAAGUGGUGUUUGCAUUAUAUGGAUCUGGUGUUGCAUUACCUGCUGUUUAAAAACAAAUUGGCUCCUAUACUUUUAAAUGUUCAUCAGGAUCUGUGAUCAGAAGAGCACAACACAGGUUGAAAAAGCUCACUUUGGGGUGUUUUUUUGGUUGUUUUGGGUUUUUUUUUAGUGGUGUGGAUAAUACUUGGGUACUACUAUGACAGCUAAUAAACAACCUCCAGUAAUAUUCUUUUUGUACACUGUAAAGUGCCUAAUUGUGGGUGAUUCUGGUAGCCCUUGAAAUAGGGUUUGCUAUGAAAUUAUUUUUUUCAUAUAAUUUUUGGCUUAUGUAAUAUCCAUGUGUGGUUUUGUGCUAUUACAUACUGGAAACAAGUAAGAGUUUGAAGAAAUGUUUUCCAUGCCUCUUACUUAAAUGGUAAUCUAACAAUUUUGGGCAUAUCUGACUGAUAAUUGAACACUGCUAAUUUAAAUUAACACCCCUGCCUCUGCCACCUGCCACCUCUGCAUUGUUUUCUUUAUGACUGAGGGCAAGUGUUUACAAGAUUUGGAAUGGUUUGACUUACAAAGUUUUGUAGUGACACCUGGGUGUUAAUUAAUACCCCAGGCACAUGGGUGAUUUCAGCCAAAUAAGUAGUUCUGCUUGGGCUCAGAAAGACAAUACUGAAGGUCACUGAAUCCUUAUGGAUUUGGAGCACAAAGAGUACCAAUCGUGAUACUGCUGACCAACACCAAGCUUCCAAAAGUUACACAUUGUAGAAUUUUGUAGAUUUCUGUUAAGAGUAUUCAAUAGUGAAAUCACCCUUACUUUAAAGCUGCUUGUCCACCUUCAGGAAUGCAGAAGCUGAAGGUAGAACAUGACUGGUUCAGCAAGGAGGUUAAAAAAGUGAGGAAACAACAGGCCCCUGCUCCUGAGUUAAUUAUACAUUCUGCAUGUGAAGUGAUUGUAAAUUGAGAUGGUGUUGCUGAUUCAAAUCUACCAAAGGAAGCCUUCUUCUGAGGAAGGCUUGUCACAGCACGUUGAACUUUUAGCUCUAACAAGUGGUUAUAGGAAUCCAUACUGUAUAUGGUACACUGUUUGGGAAAACCUGGUAGAGUAAGCUUGCUAGAUAUUUCCUUACGCUAUUUGUAAGGAGUUACAUUACAUUUUUUACUGUAGAGCAUCUAAGAAGCUAGUUUUGCCUUGCUCAUUUUAUAUUAAUAUGAAAAUUAUAAGAAUUGGUUUGUCAUUUAAAUGCCUAAAUUUCUUUAACAACAGUAAAUUUCACAAAACUCAGGCAGGUUAUACUUUCUUAUUCCCUACUCAUUUUGUUGAAACGUUACAGUUUAACUCCACUUUUAUAAUGCACACAUUAUUAAAAUGAAAUUUAUGUCUAUUAGUUGCUCAUGGUAAUACCACAGCAAAUCUAAGAGAAACUGUGAUAUCUGCUGUUUAUCAAGUGGCUCCUUCAACUUGCUUGCCUUUGUAAAACGUUAACCCAUAUUGGACAUACAAUGUCUACUGCAGUAAUGUUCCUAUAGUAUUUUAGCAUCCGUACAUGUCCUCUGCAUGCCUUGCACUUGUACACUGUAAAGAACUAAAAAAACCUUUCCAUUAUUUUAUAUAGUAUUUCCCAUAUCCAUAAAGUAAUACAAUUUCUAAAGCCAAAGAUCAAUAAAUGUUUAUUGUCUACCAA